This is a messenger RNA of Colletotrichum truncatum, 741 nucleotides long. RefSeq lists its product as uncharacterized. NCBI's taxonomy places the organism in Eukaryota, Fungi, Ascomycota, Sordariomycetes, Glomerellales, Glomerellaceae. The record is from RefSeq and is a predicted model, not a curated record. Gene Ontology annotation, cellular component: EMC complex.
AUGCGCCUCGAAUCGCUCCUUUGGCUCCCUGCCGCCUUGGCCGCCUCAGUAACCUUCUUGGUCCCUUCCUCGCCAGCCCUUCCAAACCCGUACACUCUCCCGCCCUCGACCCGCGCGACGCUCUCCACUCUCUCCGAGUCCUUCUCCGCGCCGCUGUCUGUCCAGAACACAUUCGUAUUCAACAACGUCACCGCGCCGGGCUCGUACCUUGUCGAUGUCCACUGCGCGACGCACGCAUUUGCGCCCGUCCGCCUGGACGUCGCCGCUGACGGAAGUCUGUCAGCGUGGGAGACGUACCGAGGCAACGACUGGGACAACAAGGGUGAAGUGUACGCCUCCAAGGAGUUCACGAACGGCGCCAAGGGCUUCGAGCUGCGGGUCUUGGGUGGUAAGAACUACUUCGUCGAGAGGAGCAAGUUCUCCGUCUUCACCAUCCUCAAGAACCCCAUGAUCCUCCUCGGCCUCGUUAGCAUGGGAAUAUUCAUCGGAAUGCCCUACCUCGUCGACAACAUGGACCCUGAAAUGCGCGCCGAGUUCGAAGAGCGUCAGAAGAGCAACCCAAUGAACUCCCUCCUCGGCGGCGGUGGAGCUCAGCCCGGCGCGAACCCGAUGGGCAACUUCGACAUGGCUGCUUUCCUCGCGGGAUCCGGCAGCAACAACGGUAACAAAAACGAGGGCUCUGGCUCCGGCUCGUCGAAUGGCGGCGGCAAUGGCAAGAAAGAGAAGGCGGUGCGGAGGUAA